Messenger RNA from Procambarus clarkii (red swamp crayfish), 1593 nucleotides. The record is from RefSeq and is a predicted model, not a curated record. NCBI's taxonomy places the organism in Eukaryota, Metazoa, Arthropoda, Malacostraca, Decapoda, Cambaridae.
AUGACGGUAAGCAGCUAUGACAGCAGCUAUGCCAGUAGCUAUGACAGCAGCUAUGACAGCAAGCAGCUAAACUUCAUCUUCCUAGAGAGUGCCACUGAUCAACAGACCAGUGCCACUGAUCAACAGACCAGUGCCACUGAUCAACAGACCAGUGCCACUGAUCAACAGACCAGUGCCACUGAUCAACAGACCAGUGCCACUGAUCAACAGACCAGUGCCACUGUACAACAGACCAGUGCCACUGUACAACAGACCAGUGCCACUGAUCAACAGACCAGUGCCACUGAUCAACAGACCAGUGCCACUGAUCAACAGACCAGUGCCACUGAUCAACAGACCAGUGCCACUGAUCAACAGACCAGUGCCACUGAUCAACAGACCAGUGCCACUGAUCAACAGACCAGUGCCACUGAUCAACAGACCAGUGCCACUGAUCAACAGACCAGUGCCACUGAUCAACAGACCAGUGCCACUGAUCAACAGACCAGUGCCACUGAUCAACAGACCAGUGCCACUGAUCAACAGACCAGUGCCACUGAUCAACAGACCAGUGCCACUGUACAACAGACCAGUGCCACUGAUCAACAGACCAGUGCCACUGUACAACAGACCAGUGCCACUGUACAACAGACCAGUGCCACUGAUCAACAGACCAGUGCCACUGAUCAACAGACCAGUGCCACUGAUCAACAGACCAGUGCCACUGAUCAACAGACCAGUGCCACUGAUCAACAGACCAGUGCCACUGAUCAACAGACCAGUGCCACUGAUCAACAGACCAGUGCCACUGAUCAACAGACCAGUGCCACUGAUCAACAGACCAGUGCCACUGAUCAACAGACCAGUGCCACUGAUCAACAGACCAGUGCCACUGAUCAACAGACCAGUGCCACUGAUCAACAGACCAGUGCCACUGAUCAACAGACCAGUGCCACUGUCCAACAGACCAGUGCCACUGUCCAACAGAUCAGUGCCACUGAUCAACAGACCAGUGCCACUGAUAAACAGACCAGUGCCACUGAUCAACAGACCAGUGCCACUGUCCAACAGACCAGUGCCACUGAUCAACAGACCAGUGCCACUGAUCAACAGACCAGUGCCACUGUCCAACAGACCAGUGCCACUGUCCAACAGACCAGUGCCACUGAUCAACAGACCAGUGCCACUGAUAAACAGACCAGUGCCACUGAUCAACAGACCAGUGCCACUGUCCAACAGACCAGUGCCACUGAUCAACAGACCAGUGCCACUGAUCAACAGACCAGUGCCACUGAUCAACAGACCAGUGCCACUGAUCAACAGACCAGUGCCACUGAUCAACAGAUUAGUGCCACUGAUCAACAGACCAGUGCCACUGAUCAACAGACCAGUGCCACUGAUAAACAGACCAGUGCCACUGAUCAACAGACCAGUGCCACUGUCCAACAGACCAGUGCCACUGAUAAACAGACCAGUGCCACUGUCCAACAGACCAGUGCCACUGAUCAACAGACCAGUGCCACUGAUCAACAGACCAGUGCCACUGAUCAACAGACCAGUGCCACUGGCAUGCAUUCUCAACAAAAUUCUGAAAAAAAACUCAUAGAGGGUUAA